Passer montanus (Eurasian tree sparrow) is the source of this 2396-nucleotide messenger RNA. It is a transcript of the gene KLHDC4, whose product is annotated as kelch domain containing 4. Gene Ontology annotation, molecular function: protein binding. The record is from RefSeq and is a predicted model, not a curated record. NCBI's taxonomy places the organism in Eukaryota, Metazoa, Chordata, Aves, Passeriformes, Passeridae. The transcript is spliced from 12 exons. Bases 271 to 2040 code for a protein of 589 amino acids.
GGGCCUUCCGGGGUAUCCCGGCCCGGCGUGAUCCCGGUGCGAUCCCGGGCUGUCCCGGCGUGAUCCCGGUGCGAUCCCGGGCUAUCCCGGCGUGAUCCCGCUGCAAUCCCGGCGUAUCCCGGUGUGAUCUCGGCCCGUCGCUCUGUGAUCCCGACGUGAUCCCGGGAUAUCGCGGCCCGGCCCGUUGUGAUGCCGUUGUGAUCCCUGGGGAUCCCGGCCCCGUCCCGCUGUGAUCCCGCUGGAAUCCCGGCGUGUCCCGGCCCCGCCGCCAUGGGGAAGAAGGGGAAGCGCGACAAGAAGGGGAAAGGCGCCGAGAAGACGCUGGCGAAGAUGGAGAAGAAGGUGUCCCGCCGAGCCAAGAAGGAGGAGGAGGAUCUUGAAGCCCUGAUAGCAGAAUUCCAGAGUUUGGAUGCUAAAAAGACCCAAGUAAUUGAGUCCUCCUGCCCACCCCCCUCACCCAGGCUGAACUGCUCCCUCUGUGCUCACCCCGAGAGAGACGAGCUGAUCCUUUUUGGAGGUGAAUAUUUCAAUGGCCAAAAAACCUACCUGUACAAUGAGCUGUACAUUUACCACAUAAGGAAGAACAGCUGGGUCAAGCUGGACAUCCCCAACCCACCCCCAAGGCGUUGUGCUCACCAGGCAGCUGUGGUGCCCACGGCUGGGGGGCAGCUCUGGAUCUUCGGGGGCGAGUUUGCCUCUCCCAACGGGGAGCAGUUCUACCACUACAAAGAUCUCUGGGUCCUGCAUUUGGCCACCAAGACCUGGGAGCAGAUCAAGGCACCAGGAGGGCCCUCUGGACGCAGUGGACAUCGGAUGGUUGUGUGCAAAAGGCAGCUGAUCAUCUUUGGAGGUUUCCAUGAGAGUGCAAGAGAUUUCAUCUACUACAAUGAUGUGUACACCUUCAACCUGGACUCCUUCACCUGGAGCAAGCUGGCUCCUGCAGGGAUGGGGCCUGCUCCAAGGUCUGGCUGUCAAAUGACUCCCACCCCUGAGGGCAACAUCAUCAUCUAUGGGGGCUACUCCAAGCAGAGGAUCAAGAAAGAUGUGGACAAAGGCACCCUGCACACGGAUAUGUUCCUGCUGAAGGCUGAAGGGGCAGGCAAGGAGGAAGACAGGUGGAGCUGGAGCAGGCUCAGCCCCUCUGGAGUGAAGCCCAGCCCCAGGUCUGGCUUUGCUGUGGCUGCUGCCCCCAACAACCGCUGCCUCCUUUUUGGGGGGGUGCACGACGAGGAGGAGGAGGAGAGCCUUGAGGGGGACUUCUUCAAUGACAUUUAUUUCUAUGACAUCGGGAAGAACCGCUGGUUCCCUGCACAGCUCAAGGGCCCAAAAUCAGAGAGGAGGAAGCGCAGGCGUGGCAGACAGGCUGAGGCAGAGGCUGCUGGAGGGGAGGAGCUGCAGCUGCCACCUCCCCAGGGCCCCCUGGAGAUCGUCAAGGAGGUGGUGGCGGAAGAUGGCACCGUCAUGACCAUCAAGCAGCUGAUCCCUGGAGCUGCAGAAGACAAGGACAGGUCUGGCUCAGAGGAGGAGGAGGAGGAGGAGGAAGGUGGAGCCCUGGGCCAGCCCGUGGAGCCGUGCCCACGCUCCAGUGCCAUGGUGGCAGUGAAGCACGGGGUCCUCUACGUGUACGGGGGCAUGUUCGAGGUGGGUGACCGCCAGGUGACCCUCAGUGACCUGCACAGCAUCGAUCUGCACAGGAUGGACCAGUGGAAGGUGCUGCUGGAGAUGGAUCCAAAAACCCAGGAAUGGCUGGAGGAGUCAGAGUCAGAUGGAGAGGAGGAUGAUGAUGUGGAAGGUGCAGAGGGAGGGGAGGAAGAAGAAGAGGAGAGCUCUGAAGAGGAGAGUGAAGAUGAGGAAGGGGAGCAGCAGCACCCAGCAGUGCAGCCUGGGGAGGCCCAGGCCCAGUACCUGGCCAGGACAGAGCAGUACUGGCUGGGGCUGGCCCGCAGCCACAUGGGCCCCGAGGCCAAGGACAAGAAGGUGCUCAAGGUGGCUCAUGCCAUGGCCAAGACUUUCUAUGAAGAUCCCGUGCAGAUGUCCUGAGGCUGCUCCAGGAGUGAAGGAAGGUGCUGGGAGCAGUGGCCAGCCCUGCUGAGCUCAGCCCCAAGUCCGUGCUGGCUGCAGCCUUUCCCAGCUCUGGGCUGACCGUCCUGGAUGGAUGUUCUGGAUCUGCUGGUACUCCUGGGAGUGCUGUGGGAGGCUCCUGAGGAACAGGAUUGCUGUCCAAGCACUUGUUCUGCUUGUUCUGGGCUGUACAACACUGACUUCGUUGUUGCAAAGUUGUUUGGGGUCUGUCUGGACAACUGUGCACAUGACAAUGGUUCACUGGUCCCAGAUUCCUGACUGGGGCCAGGACGUGUCUCCAGGUUUUCCUACAAUAAACUGACUUGGUUAUAUCA